AUGGUGUUUAUUCUAACUCUAGAACAAGCUUAAAUAUCUAUGAAAAUUGAUAAACCAAGUUAUUUUCCUGGAGAUAUUAUAAAAGGAGUCAUAUACAUAAAAGUAAAGACAAAAGAUAUAAAUGCUGGUAUAAUGAACUUAAAAGUAAAAAUUGAUAAUAAAAUAUUUUAGCUUUGUGGCCAAGAAAAAGUAAAUCAAUUAGAUUAACAGAAUUAGUUUUUCAGUUUCAAAUAGUUUAUUUAUAAAAAAUAAAAGAAAAUCACUGAUUUUGGAAAGUAUCGAAAAAUUAAAGUAAUAGGAAAAUGCCAAUCAUAGCAUGCAGAAAAUACUUUGAAAUUGAGGUUCCAAAUAUAUCACCCAGUUUUACAAUAAACUAUUAUAAGAUGGUACAAUGCAGAAUCUUAUAUUUUCUCUCAGUUACUAUUUAAAGUGAAGAUGAAAAAUAUUUAUAUAAGCCUCCAAAGAAACAUAGAAUAGUGAUACACAUCCUUUAAAAACCUCAAAUUCAACCUAAUUUAUCAUUAGAACAUAUUGGGGAAUCAAAGAUUACCAAAAGAUGUUGCUUUUCAAGUGGAGUAAUAUUUUUAAAUGUAUCAUAGACCACAAAAGUUAUGAUAUAACUAAAUAAACCUUCAUAUGUAUUUGGAGAAAAUAUUGAUUUAGUUAUGCAAGUUAAUAAUAGUUAAUCCAAUUACCAUAUUCAAAAUUUCAAAUUUUCCAUUUCAGCAUAAUUAGUAAUUUUGUAUAAAUAGUAAAAACGCAAACUCUCUAACUAUUUUGAUAUAUUUGAUUAAGAAUUAAUUUGUAAAAAUUCAACUAUAUGUUAGAGUAAGUUGAUGCUGGUGAUUAAAAGGAAAUUAAAGUCACUUUGAAUUUACCUUAGGGCAAGCCAGCAAAAAAUUAUAAUUCAAUUUUUCCUUAAAGUUCUAUUAAAACUAAAAGAAUUAUAUUUUAAUAUAUACUGACACUUAAAAUUAUUUUUGGCAAAAGAUUAUUUUUAAGUUAAGAAGAUUUAAUAAUUCCUAUUCCAUUAAUAUUAAUAUAGAAUUAAAAAAGAGAAAAAGACAAUAUAUGUUAAUCAAUGGAUAAUAUUAGUAUGAUUGGAUCUGUAUUUGAAACUAAUUAAAAAAUAAGUUAAAGUAUAUUAAAGAAGUUCAUUUUUGGAGAUCAUAAUUGUUCAGGUUAUGGUGAAUAAGAUGGGUAUGAAGGGCCUGAGAGAAAAUAUCAACCUAUUGAGAGUUUAGAUGAGAAGGCUUUAAAAGACUUAAAAGGAGCAUUAGAGUAAUUGAUGUUUAAGAAAUAAUAUGAAAUCGAUGGUAGCGAUGAUGAAGAUAAGUUAAUUGAAGAAAUUGAUGGAGUGAAUCUAAAUAAUGUUAGUAUAAAUAUUGAUCAAUCUGAAAAAUAAUAAUAACCAAAAACUAUUUUUCAACAAAACAAUAAAAAUGAUAUCUUUUUCCCCAAUCAAAACAUAGAAGAAGCUAAGUUAGAUAAUGGUAUAUAGGACCAAUUAUAGACAAUUAAAGAAGAAUAAGAUAGCAAAGGAACUUAAUAUAAUCUAAAUAAUGCUCUCUCUUCUUCAUAAAUAAGAAAGAAUUAAUAAGGAGAAGAUAAUGAAGAAUAACAAAAUUUGUAAUUUUAACAAUAAUCUUUUCCAUUUGAAGCUUUUGGUUCAUUCUAAAAAGUUAUUGUUAAAAAUGAAGGAUAGGAUCAAGUAAAAAUGAAUACUGAGGAAAAGGAUAACUUAAAAAAACCAACUAUCUUAAAAUAAAAUAGAUCAUUAAACAAUUCAAUUGAUCAGAUUGAUUAAAAAGAAUAAAAGUAAUUUAGAGUACAAUUUAAUGAUGCUACAUCAGUUGAUACUUUAGAUGGUAAGACUGGUGAAAGAUUAAGCACUUAAUGUAGAAAAAAUGAAACCUAAUUGAAAUAAAUUUGA
This is a messenger RNA of Paramecium pentaurelia, 1933 nucleotides long. Lineage: Eukaryota; Ciliophora; Oligohymenophorea; Peniculida; Parameciidae. The record is from the annotation of a GenBank genome assembly.